This is a messenger RNA of Clonostachys solani, 3579 nucleotides long. Lineage: Eukaryota; Fungi; Ascomycota; Sordariomycetes; Hypocreales; Bionectriaceae. The record is from the annotation of a GenBank genome assembly.
AUGGAUCCCCUCAGCGCCCUCAGCGUCGCAGCAGCAGCGGUGCAGUUCUUUGACUUCGCCUCCAAGAUCUUGAAAGCGUCCACAAAAGGGUACCGAGAUGGCAAAGGCAUCGACUUUGAAGCCAUCGAAAAGACAUUAGAAGACUUGAUCGACCUCGAAAAGGGUCUAAACCGUCCAGAAAAACUCCAGCUAGGGCAGGGCGCAGAAGAGACAAUCACAAAACAAGAAAAGGUGCGUGAGCGCUUCCGCCGCAAAGGCCAGGCGCUGGAAGGCCUUUACUCUGAUUGCCGCACUCUUGCUGUGGAAUUGGUCAACAUGUUGCAACAGAUAUCAAAGAAGAAAAUGAAGAAAGGGCACAAAUGGAACAGCUUCCGGCAAGCGAUUCUCUCCGUAUGGAACGAAGGCCGUAUUAAAGCACUGGAAGAAAGCAUUGGUCUGUAUAGAAACCAGCUCGUGACACGGUUAUUGUCAUACUUAAGUGUCAAAAUGGACCUUUACGCAGCACAUAACCAGGACCAAAUGCAGAAGCUGGACACAAACGAUGCCGAAAUCAUGAAAGUCAUCACCUUCACACAAGAUCAGGUACUGUCAGAGACUCGGAAGAAUCACCAAGAAGUCGUGAGUGCUCUGUUCACACUCACGAACGGGGAGACGAGGACCAUGGCACUACCCGAGAGGUCGCAGGCCGACCUACUGGAUGCUUCCCAGGCAAAAUCAGUAGAUCUGAAGGCACAGAGUAUGCUUGAGUUCCAGAAAGGCAGAUCGAUUACAAAGAGCGAGGCCCAACCGAUCCAACAAGCAGUUCUUGAUUGCCUUCAGUACCGCCAUAUUCGUGACCGAUUCGAGACAGCCCAAGGGCGGCAUAGAGACACCCUCGAUUGGAUAUACUGUGAUCCAGUAGAAACUAAAAAACCUUGGUCAAAUUUCCGAGAAUGGCUUGCUUCUGAGGAGCAGCAAAUCUACUGGAUAAACGGGAAGCCUGGGUCGGGCAAAACAACACUGAUGAAGUACAUCAGCCAAGAGAGCCGCACAAUGGAUGGAUUGAACGAUUGGGCGGACGAAGGUAAACUUGUGUCUGCAUCCUUCUUUUUCUGGAAUUUGGGGCCAUUUGAGAUUCAAAAAUCGCAGGCUGGGCUCCUUCGAUCUCUUCUGCACGACAUACUUUCACAAGCACCGUCACUCAUCCCCAUCGUCAUGCCGGAAUUAUGUCUAGAUAUUGUAAAGUCCAAGGAGGAAGUGGGCUCAGGUCUCUUCGAACCGCCCGGCGAGGGGUCAAAUAAACCCUCUCGUUAUAUCGGCGAUCCUACGUGGCCGGAGCUCCAUCGAUGGUUUCGCCGGCUUCUACAACAAACCAACGCCAAGUUACGGUUCUGCUGUCUGAUUGACGGUCUGGAUGAGUACGUUGGAGAUUUUAGGGAACUCAUUAACAUCAAUCUCGGUGAAGUGAAGGCCUCUCCUUGGAUCAAGUUCGUUAUAUCAAGCCGGCCAAUCAUACCAUGUACCGAAAUGUUUUCAUCGUUUCCUGGUCUGCGCCUUCAAGAUCUGAAUUAUGGAGACAUCCGACAGUACGCAACAGAUAUGCUCCAGCCAAAGUUAAGCCUUUUGGCUGAUGAUGUCGGAUCACAAGAGUCUUUAUUGAUUGAAGAGCUCACGAGCAAAUCUUCUGGGGUCUUUUUAUGGGUCGUUCUCGUCGUCAAAUCUCUCGUUGAGGGAUUAGAAAACGGGGACAGGCUGUCAGAGCUUCGGGAACGGCUCCAGCAACUCCCAUCAGACCUGGCGGAACUGUACUACCAAAUGUUUGACAAAAUAGAUGGCUCGUAUCGGCGGCAGGCUUCGAAGAUAUUCAGGAUUUUGCUCCAGGGUUUGGAAUACGAGGCAGAAAGAGAUGAAGCCUACCCACUUAGCGCCUUCAUAUUUUCUUACGCCGAGCACAGUUGGUCCGAGGUAUUAUCUGCUCCAUUUUCAAAGAUGACACCUCAAAAGAUUGCUCGCAGAUGCGCCGAGGUGGAUCGUCGGUUGCGGAGCCGGUGCUGUGGGUUGAUUGAGAUCAACCAACGAACAGUGACAGAUCCCCUUGCCGACGCGUGGUGCGAGGGACAGCUGGAACGCGGUUCCCAUUAUUAUGUCCCGAGCAGUUCAGAAAAGGGGGUUUUAGAACAAGUCCGUGUUGCUCAAUCUGCCAGGCUUCAAGACAGAGUGGUCAUAGCCCCGGUCAUGACGGUGCACAAUGGCAAAUCCCUCGGGGAACCUGGAAACAAUGCAAAGAGCCCUCCUUCAGUUCCGUGUGUCGAAUUCAUUCAUCGAUCUGUGGUCGAGUUUCUUCGAGAACCCUCCGUCUCAGCCAUUCUUUACAAGGAUACCGAACAUGGAACAGAUCCACGUACGUGUCUGCUCUUCGCUCAAAUGCUCUGGCUUAAGGCUGCACCUCGUGACCAAAUAUUCGGCCUAGGAAAUUCUUGCACAGGUCGGCAGCAUUUCCAUGGUGUCAUGCGCACCACUCUUCGAGACAUUGCGGAGGCCGAGUCUUGUAAACGCCCUUUCCCGCUUGACUAUUUGAACGAAUUGGAUCGUAUACUUCAGUCCCACUGGAAUGCAGCAAAGUUUGCACCUUAUACAUCUGGUCCUUUCAGAUAUUUCGCGCCCGCAAAUGGUCACUGGGCUCAGUCGCUCUUCUUCGUUGCGAGUCCGAUCGAGGACAAAAGGUCGUCAGCAACACAAAACCCGGUAGGCAAAAUGGACAUGGUAGUAUCCGAAACCACCCCAAAGCCCGCCCAUUUAAAUGUAAUAGGGCCAAGCCAGAAAGUCUUGGACGAAAUAAACAAUCUGGGAUUGGCUCGGAUAGCCGCUGCGCUGAGCCUGAAGUCAUUCAUUGAAGUCAAAGGGCACUCGGAGAUGAAUAAUAGCCCUACAGAUCCUAAUGUAUACACGCGCCUUCUGGAAUCGAUUGUCCGAUCCAAGACUGAGAUGUAUCUGGUCCAGGAUCACAUGAGGAGGGAAGCUCAGAAGAUCAGAGAGAGCGGCUGGUGGGGACAGUUGACCUUUGAAGGUAUCGGCGCAAGUUCUUGCAUAGCAAUAAUUCAACAUCUCCUCGACAGGGGAGCGGAUCCCAACCACAUUGCGGAACAAGACGAAGCCUCUGUUUGGAUCCGAUACCUCCAGAUCACGCCAAUACUGCUAUACUUUGAAGAGGACGUGGGGGAUCUCGCACGGCCCUUUCGAGAUUUUAUAUCUCACGGAGCCAGCUUAUCAGACACCUUGGAAAUAUGUGCCAAAAUGGGCAAUGUUGACGGCAGCAUUCAUCAUUUUAAUUACGUGUGGCUCAAACGCCUGGGUAUCAAGUUGGGAACAAACCAACAAAUGAGUAAAUGGCAGCCCAGGACCUUUUCGGCGCUCUCAUUUUUGGAGUUUCUGUUUCAUCAUCAGGUCUGGAUCAGUGAUGAAGCUGAUGAUUUGCUCAGUAUAGCUAGAAGACAACCUCAUUCGCAGAAAAGGGACGAGAGAUCCCUGAGUGUCGGAGUACCCGGAAUGAAAAAGGGGAAGGGAAUCAAAGAAAGGUGGCAGAAAUUAUUUCUUCUAUAA